UUGGGGAGAGCUGCACAGAUUCCGUCUACGGAGAAGCAGGGGAUGUGAAACGGGUGAAAACAUGACUCAAAUUCGCCCCUGUGAAUGUUUCCAUCUCCAGGGAAUAAAGUAAAAGCCUCCAGUUCGGAGAAAGACAAAUGUAGGACAUAAAAGCAAGAAGAGACGGAAGGAGAGGCCCGUCAGGUGGAUCCGGAUUGGUGUCUUUUGUUUACUUUCAGCCAGCUCCGCUUUCUUCUCCCGAAGUUGUCCGUGAGUUUACCUGCGUGUGAUUACCUAAGCGGCAGACCUGUUCGUGGAUUGUGGGAUUGUUUGGUGAACCGGGGACAGCCUGGGACUUCUGACUGACAGCAGCUCGUGGUGACCGACUCGCGGGGGCAGACCCCCACAGAUUGGAUCUAAACUUUUUUACUUCCUUUUUUUCUUUUCCCAGACGUUUAUCUCUAAGCAGGAGACACUGACUGCUGGUGUGCGUCACCUGUGGGCUCGUGAGUGUGGAAACUCAGUCAGAGGAACUUUGUGCGCGUGCCUGUGGCAUCAACAAGUUGCUUCGGAUUGAUUUGUUUACAUGUGUUUAUGCAGCUGUUUGCUAUAGAGACUCCUGCUGUGGCUUCUGGAGAUUAUCUUACCCUACCGCGUCAAGGCGUGAGUGGGAUCGGACACGUCCACGGGCUCCGUGGACCUGUGGUGGAGCGGGUUCUGUGAAAUUCCCACCCGGAUUAAUCAGUGAUAACAUUUCUGCGCAGUGGUCCAGCCACCAGGCCCCCAGAAAGCCUCAGUAGUUGGAGCUAUUUUUAGUGUGAGGGAUGGGGUAAAAGCAGGCAGCUGGAAACCUGACUCCCCCUCACCUUCUUCUCCUCCCUGCAGCCACUGCACCUCCUGCUCAGCCCACCUGGCAGCAUGCUGGGUGAGCCCAGCAAAGUCCAUGUGUCCUGCAAGUAAUCUGGAUAAAUUAUAAACACACGGAUUGUUAUUGUGGUUGAAUGAUCCAAACAUUUGUAGAAACUGAACUGAACAUGUAGCCUGUCCCAUCGUUGAAGGCCUGUUGGUGAUCAGGACAACGUGAUGAGUAAAUUAGCAGCUGUUUUGGUUCAGACUUUUCUUUUAGUGAAUUAAUAGUAGAGUCUAUGUCAUUAUUCAUGCACAGUUUCUUUAUCUAGAUUAAAGGAAAACUUCCUGUUUUGACUACCUGAAAGAUCUGUCACCAGCCCACAGAUACCAUGCAUGAAACUGCCAAGUCCAACGCAAGCAAAAGCUAACCUGACAAACCAAAUAUUCUAUUUCCUCCCCGUCCCCAUGUUAACAGAGAAACAGAAUAUUUAUGUAGAGUAAGAGAUCUAUAUCUGUAGUGUAAGUCCACGUAAGACAGAGAUUACAUCUCCCUUUAUAUUUGUAUGUCAGAGAGACAAGCUGCCUGUACACCCAUUGGUUGCCUUAGAAACCAGUCACAACGAACUGAGCCAGAGAAGAAGGUGCCUUUUGAUUGGUUGGUCAGUUUCCCACCAUUUCAAGCUUUGUUUCUUCAGUUGGAUGUAAAAGUUGAAGUGAACUCUGCGACUGAACGUUGCCCCGCUAAGCUGUCAAAGCAGUGUGACUGACUCUUGAUUUCCCUGCUGGAGUCAACGCUAACCAAGCUUUUCCAUGGUUGUCACAUCCUCAUCAGUGGAUGACAAGACUGUGCCCUCCUGCAGGAUGGUCCAAUCAGAGGCUUGGAUCACUCCAGCACUGCUUCGCAAGAACAAGAGUGUAAGCAGCUCAGGAUGUCCGCCCACCUCCUCCUCCUCCUUCUCCUCCUCCUCCUCCUCCUCCUCCUCCACUGCCCAGGGCUUCUCCCUCGCUGAGCCAGCCAUGACCAGCCAGCACACACAUACACACCCCUCCUUCAGCUCCAUCCACUCCAUGGCCGAGCAGCAGCAGGUGCUGUCUGAUAUGACCAUACUUCAGCGGAGGAUCCCCCCCAGUUUCAGAGACCCUGCCAGCGCCCCACUGAGGAAACUCUCUGUUGACCUCAUCAAAACUUACAAGCACAUCAAUGAGGUGUACUAUACCAAGAAGAAGCGACGAGCCCAGCAGGUUCCUCCUGAAGAUAGCAGCACCAAGAAGGAGAGGAAGGUUUACAAUGACGGCUAUGACGAUGACAACUACGAUUACAUCGUCAAAAAUGGAGAAAAGUGGCUGGACCGCUAUGAGAUAGACUCGCUUAUUGGGAAGGGCUCCUUUGGACAGGUGGUGAAGGCCUACGACCACCAUGAGCAGGAGUGGGUGGCCAUUAAAAUUAUAAAGAACAAAAAGGCAUUUUUAAACCAGGCCCAGAUUGAAUUACGCCUGCUGGAGCUCAUGAACAAGCAUGAUACUGAGAUGAAAUAUUACAUAGUCCACCUGAAGCGUCACUUUAUGUUUAGGAACCACCUCUGUUUGGUGUUUGAGUUGUUGAGCUACAACCUGUACGAUCUGCUGAGGAACACCAACUUCAGAGGAGUUUCCCUCAACCUCACCAGGAAGUUUGCACAGCAGCUCUGUACAGCAUUAUUAUUCCUGGCCACUCCAGAGCUGUCAAUCAUCCACUGCGACCUGAAACCAGAGAACAUCCUACUCUGUAACCCUAAAAGAUCUGCCAUCAAGAUAGUGGACUUUGGAUCCUCCUGCCAGCUCGGACAGAGGAUCUAUCAGUACAUACAGAGCAGAUUUUACCGCUCUCCGGAGGUUCUUCUGGGAAUGCCGUACGACCUGGCCAUCGACAUGUGGUCUCUGGGCUGCAUCCUGGUAGAGAUGCACACGGGGGAGCCUCUCUUCAGUGGCUCCAAUGAGGUGGACCAGAUGAAUAAGAUUGUGGAGGUUCUGGGAGUUCCACCCAGUCACAUGCUGGAUGCUGCUCCUAAAGCCAGAAAGUAUUUUGACAAGCUGUCAGAUGGUCUUUGGACAGUGAAGAAGAACAAGGACGUCAAGAAGGAGUAUAAGCCCCCAGCCACACGACGUCUUCAUGAGAUUUUGGGUGUAGAGACUGGGGGUCCUGGGGGCCGGAGGGCAGGAGAGCCAGGACACGCCCCCUGUGACUACCUGAAGUUUAAAGACCUGAUCCUGCGCAUGCUGGACUACGACCCGAAGAGCCGAAUCACUCCAUUCUAUGCCCUGCAGCACAAUUUCUUCAAGAAGACGACAGAUGAAGGAACCAACACCAGUUCAUCUACAUCCACCUCUCCUGCCAUGGACCACUCCCAUUCAACCUCCACGACUAGCUCGGUCUCUAGCUCCGGUGGCUCCAGUGGUUCUUCCAACGACAACCGUAACUACCGUUACAGUAACCGCUACUACAACUCUGCUGUUACCCAUUCAGACUAUGAGAUGACCAGUCCUCAGGCUCCAUCCCAACAGCAGAUGAGGAUGUGGCCAGGCAGUGAAGGUGGAGGUGGGGGUCAGGACCCAGCAUACACCCAGUUGCUGCUCCACAAGCCAGCUGCCACCCAACAACACCAGCGCCACUUUUUGGACCCGCCCCACCACCCCCACCCGACAUACUCCCACCACGGGAAUGGUGGGCGUGGACUGAGGCAGGGCGGACAGACAGGCAUGGGUGGAGGCGGAGGUCAGCAGGGGUCCUCGCCCCAGAUGAGUGACAGCAUGGAUGUGGGCGUGUCCCUCGGGCUGCACCACCUGGGGGCGGUGUCUUCCAUGGAGGCCUCUCAAUUUGGCUCUGCAUCUCUGCCCCUCGCUCUGCCAAUCGGACUGUCUGCCUUCCGGACUCGGACGGCCCCUACCGCCCCAGGGCCACAAGCCCCGCCCCCUGAGGACUACUACCCUGCCUCCAACAACAAUAACCCCGCUGCAGGGGGCAGAGGCAGGCCAGACUCAGACGAGGGGCCAGCCAACUCUUGAUAAAACCUGAACCACGCCCUAAAGCCAUACGAUUUUAACUCCAACUACUACAGAUCCACACAUACAGCCAGAGGUCAGAGACAAGGAGGAGAAUUCAGAGCUGGAGGAGAUGCUUUGUUCUGCAUGAGAGGAGGCGAAGGAGGAGGAGGAGGAGGAUGCUGGGAAAAACUCUCCUUUUAUCCUGUACUAGUUUGUUGUCGUUGUUGCGACUGUAAUUGGAAGGAAUGAUUGACGAGUUUGUUUUUAUUAAUAUUGUUGAUUAAUAUGAUUUGAUUUUUCUGGGGUUUGAGGAGUUGCGUGUUCUGUUGUUUGUAUCCGGAGAGGAAGAGGAGGAUGAGGAGGUGGGAGAGACUGUGGCUCAUGCUGUACAUCAGCUCCACCGAACAUCAGGUCAGGUGUGUGCGUGUGCCGCGUCCAGACUCCACCCACCAUGUGACUGAGGCUUCGCAGGUGACCAUGACGACGACGUCUCCUCUUCUUCCUCGUUCUUCUUCUUCUCUUGUUGUGUUUCUCCUCCAGACAGCUCCUCCUCUCUGUGCUGCUAAUCACCAUGACAACUGGUCCGGAUUGCUGCUAAAGAUCCAACACAGAUCAAUAAAGAAUAAAAACAAAUAGAAACAGAAAUGAAAAACUUUUUAACCCUUGUGCUUAAGAGAAAAGGAUAAAGUAAGAACCACUGCAUCUCAAUGUAUUUAUUACUAUUUAACAAAAAAAAACAAACUGAAAGUAACAAUUUUUUCUGCUCUUCUUUGUUUGGUUGCCUUCUUUCUGCAGGUGAGCUCUGAUUGGCUAUUGUAACAGUGUAACUGGUGACAUCAUGGGAAUGCCACUGGUUGUGGGGACUGGGUGGAGGGGAAGGGUUGGGGCAAAAUAAAGUUGGAUAUAUAAUAAGAAUAAAGAGUAUACUUUUGCAC
Molecule: messenger RNA, 4784 nt
Organism: Melanotaenia boesemani (Boeseman's rainbowfish)
Lineage: Eukaryota; Metazoa; Chordata; Actinopteri; Atheriniformes; Melanotaeniidae
Gene: dyrk1b
Product: dual-specificity tyrosine-(Y)-phosphorylation regulated kinase 1B
Exons: 13
Coding region: 1639-3870 (743 amino acids)
Biological process (GO): protein autophosphorylation; peptidyl-serine phosphorylation; peptidyl-threonine phosphorylation
Cellular component (GO): nucleus
Molecular function (GO): protein serine/threonine/tyrosine kinase activity; protein serine/threonine kinase activity; ATP binding
Source: RefSeq, a predicted model, not a curated record